AUGAAUCUUGAUUCAGCUUGUGGGGGUAGUUGCAUGGCGAAACCAUAUAGUGAAAUCCAACUCUUGCUGAAUAACUUCACUGCUAAUGACCAUAACUGGCAAGGAGAUGGGGAUUCACGCAAGGCAAGUAAACAGAAGGCAGCCGGGUUGAUUGAGCUUGAUGACUUCUCGGCCAUGAGAGCUGAUAUAGCGAAAUUGGCAAACCAGAGCAGGGGUCCAAUGAAUCAGAAUGCACAAUAUGGGAACACUUAUAACCUAAAUUGGAAGAAUCAUCCCAACUUCUCAUGGGGUGGAAAUCAGCCGAAUCAGAAUUAUUAUAGACCCCAAGGAAAUUUCAAUCAACCUCAGAAGCCACCUCAACAGGUAAAAGAGAAUGGGAAUGAUUUGUUGAAGCAGUUGUUGCUUGACAAUCAACAGCUCAGGACCGAUUUCAGAAAUUCGGAGCGCCAAAUGGGACAGCUUGCCAGUGCUCAAAACACUAGACCAGUUGGAGCUCUUCCAAGUGACACUAAAGCUAAUGCUAAGGCAUCCCUUAAUGCCGUGUCGUUGAGGAAUGGGAGACAAUUAGAAGAGGUUCAGCCGAAAAAGAGCAAACAGGUGUCUUUUGAGGAGAGGCCAGCCACUAUUGAAUCAACAUCAGAAAAAUCUAAGGAGUCUGAGAAGCCAGCUAGAGAGGCGGUGGCUGAGCAACCCCCACCAGUGGUUGCAAGGCCACCACCUCCGUUCCCUCAAAGAUUGCAGAAAGUAAAAGAUAACGCAGCAUAUAAAAAGUUUCUUGAUAUUUUAAAGCAGUACAUCAAGGACAUAGUGGCAAAUAAAAGGAGGCUGACCGAGUUCGAAACUGUGGCACUCACUGAGGAGUGUAGCUCAAAAAUUCAAAGCAAGCUACCUCAGAAAUUGAAGGACCCAAGUAGUUUCACUAUCCAAAUCUCGAUUGGUAAACAUGCAGUUGGGCGAGCCUUAUGUGAUCUUGGAGCGAGCAUCAAUUUGAUGCCACUAUCUGUGUUCAAACAAUUGGGGUUGGGUGAGCCACGUCCAACAACGGUAGUCUUACAGCUGGCUGAUCGCUCCCUUGCUCAUCCUGAAGGAGUGAUUGAAGAUGUGCUUGUUCAAGUGGGGUCUUUCAUAUUUCCUGCUGAUUUCAUUAUCCUGGACUACGAGCCCGAUCAUGAAGUCCCAAUUUAUUUUGGGGCAUCCAUUCUUAGCCACAGGCCGAGCUAUUAUUGA
Molecule: messenger RNA, 1227 nt
Organism: Nicotiana attenuata
Lineage: Eukaryota; Viridiplantae; Streptophyta; Magnoliopsida; Solanales; Solanaceae
Exons: 3
Coding region: 1-1227 (408 amino acids)
Source: RefSeq, a predicted model, not a curated record